UUCAAUUUGUUUGCAAAAAUAUUAUACUUUUAAUAAAGAGUACUAGAAAAAAUAGCGAAAUAUAAAGUAAUUUUUGUUACUUCAACCAUGUCUUUGUCUAGUCUUUUGCCUACACCCACAAAUGCGGUGUGGGAUCGUGAAGAUGAAAGACGCGUGGCGGCUAAAGGAGCACCUAAAAUAGGUGCCUUAGUUUCGGCCAAAAUAGCUGCACCGCCUUACGGUCAGCGGAAGGAUUGGGUGCCGAGAACAGACGCCGAUUUCGGCGAUGGUGGAGCGUUUCCCGAAAUACACGUGGCUCAAUAUCCUUUGGAUAUGGGUGCGCCUGCAAAUUUGGGUAAAAAAUCCAAUGCUCUAGCUGUGCGUUUAGAUGAAAAGGGAAAAAUUAAAUACGAUGCUAUAGCACGUCAGGGGCAUGGAAAAGACAAGAUCGUGUAUUCAUCAAUUUCACAAUUGUUGCCCGCUGAGGUAUUGUCAGAGGAUGCGGAAGAAUUGCAGAGGCCAGAUGCUGAGACAGUAGCUGAUACCACAGAAGAAACAAGAAGAGCUUUAGAAAAGUUAACUAGUCAAAAGAUAGCAGCCGCAAUGCCAGUCAGACAUGCCGAACGAGGCGCGCCUGCACAGUAUAUUCGUUACACCCCUUCUCAACAGGGAGAUGCUUUUAAUUCAGGAGCAAAACAACGAAUUAUACGAAUGGUAGAAGCUCAGGUAGAUCCAAUGGAACCACCUAAAUUUCGAAUUAAUAAGAAAAUUCCCAGGGGGCCGCCUUCACCUCCAGCGCCGGUUUUGCAUUCACCUUCGCGAAAAGUCACUGUUAAAGAACAAAAAGAAUGGAAGAUCCCUCCCUGUAUAUCGAAUUGGAAAAACGCAAAAGGUUAUACUAUACCCUUGGAUAAACGUUUGGCUGCUGAUGGUAGAGGUCUGCAACAAGUUCAUAUUAACGAAAAAUUCGCCAAAAUGUCUGAAGCUUUAUAUAUAGCCGAUCGUAAGGCUCGCGAAGCUGUCGAGGCCAGAGCUCAAUUAGAAAAGAAAUUAGCGCAAAAAGAAAAGGAAAAGAAAGAAGACAUGUUGCGCAUGAUGGCUCAAAGAGCUCGAGAAGAACGUGCAGGUAUACGUAAUCCCACAGAAGAGGUACCAGGUACAAGCGCUGACGCCAAAGAACGUAAUGAACUUCGUGCUGAGCGACAUCGUGAACGGCAGCGCGAUCGUAACUUGGCACGCGCAGCUCCCGACAAGCGUUCCAAAUUGCAAAAAGAACGCGAGCGUGAUAUUUCAGAACAAAUUGCACUUGGCAUGCCCGCUAAGUCUGCGGGCACUGGUGAGGCGCUCUUUGAUCAACGUCUUUUUAAUACCACUAAAGGUAUGGAUUCCGGAUAUGGAGAUGACGAAGCUUACAAUGUGUAUGACAAACCCUGGCGCGAAGCCAACUCCUUGGGUAACCACUUGUAUAGACCAAGUAAACAAGCUGACAACGAUGCCUAUGGUGCAGACUUAGAUCGUAUUGUUAAUACCCAACGUUUUGUACCGGACAAGGAAUUCUCGGGUACAUCACGAGCUGGUGGUAGUGGUGCACCUUCGCGUAGUGGUCCCGUUCAAUUUGAAAAGGAAGAAGAUCCCUUCGGUCUCGAUCAGUUCUUGAAUAUGGCCAAGAAAGCUCCAAAGAGAGGCGAAGAGAAAAAUGAUCGUUCUGGCGGUAGUUCCGAUAAAAAACGAAGAAAAGAUUAAAACCGUUUCUAAUUAAUAUAUACUAUUGACAUACAGUUCGUUUUACCCAUUAGUUAAGAAUAUUUUGAAAAUUUUCCACAUUUAUUUGGAAUCUUUAGAUUUUGUUAAUAACAAAAUGCAUUGUAACUACUUUUAGUUUAUAAAGAACGGCGAAAGAAAUUUUGUCUACUACAGUAGUAAA
This is a messenger RNA of Calliphora vicina (urban bluebottle blowfly), 1903 nucleotides long. RefSeq names its product Puff-specific protein Bx42 (gene Bx42). The record is from RefSeq and is a predicted model, not a curated record. Gene Ontology annotation, biological process: mRNA splicing, via spliceosome. Gene Ontology annotation, cellular component: spliceosomal complex. Bases 88 to 1722 code for a protein of 544 amino acids. NCBI's taxonomy places the organism in Eukaryota, Metazoa, Arthropoda, Insecta, Diptera, Calliphoridae. The transcript has a single exon.